UUCGCUGCUCUCUUUACUUUUGAGCAGACGAGCUGAUGCCGAACUAGAAUUAAAGUCCUGCAUUCCUCCAUUCGUUCCUCGGGACAACGCGCAUUUCCGCCCCAGGGGCAGGAAAAAACACAUGGCUUCUAGGGUGAUCCCGGAAGUUCAUGACAGAACAGAAGACUAGCUAUACACAAAAUUCAUACCUCUAUGGACAUGCGCGUAGCCCCAUUUCCGCUUCCAGGUUGGCUUUUCCCAACAGAACCAGGAAGGGAGAGAAGUGUUGCUUGUUUUUUUUAAUCAUCAUCAUCAUGGGGAAGACGGAUUUCUUAAGCCCGAAGGCUAUCGCCAACCGCAUCAAGUCGAAGGGGCUGCAGAAGCUGCGCUGGUAUUGCCAGAUGUGCCAGAAGCAAUGCCGGGAUGAGAAUGGCUUUAAAUGUCACUGUAUGUCAGAAUCUCACCAGAGACAGCUGCUGCUUGCUUCUGAAGAUCCUCAGCAAUUCAUGGACUACUUUUCAGAGGAAUUCCGGAAUGAUUUCUUAGAGCUUCUCAGGAGAAGAUUUGGAACGAAGAGAGUCCACAAUAAUAUAGUGUACAAUGAAUAUAUUAGUCACCGGGAACACAUCCAUAUGAAUGCCACCCAGUGGGAAACCUUGACAGAUUUUACAAAGUGGUUAGGAAGAGAAGGCUAUUGUAAAGUGGAUGAAACUCCCAAAGGCUGGUACAUCCAGUACAUCGACAGGGACCCGGAAACAAUCCGUAGGCAGCAGGAGCAAGAGAAGAAGAAAAAGCAGGACCUGGACGAUGAGGAGAAAACAGCCAAGUUCAUUGAAGAGCAAGUCAGGAGAGGCUUGGAGGGGAAAGAACAGGAGGAGCCAGUCUACACCGAACUAAACAGAGAAAACGAUGAAGAGAAAGUGGUGUUUAAUUUGAACAAAGGAGCAAGUACGUCCACAGCGGCACACCCUAAAGCCAGUUUGCUUGGGCCGAGCACGCUGAAACCAGCAGCAACAGCACCAACAGUUAAACGCAAAGAAACCCCUAAUUCGGGGCACUCUAAAGAGAAGAAGAAGAAAUCAGCACUUGAUGAGAUUAUAGAGUUUGAAGAAGGGAAGAAAAAAUCCCACCGGACCGACUACUGGCUGCAGCCUGAAAUUGUCGUCAAAAUUGUAACAAAGAAACUUGGUGAGAAAUACCAUAAGAAGAAGGCAGUUGUUAAGGAAGUGAUUGACAAAUACACAGCAGUUGUCAAGGUGCUUGAUUCCGGAGAUAAACUGAAACUGGAUCAGACACAUCUGGAGACUGUGAUCCCAGCCCCAGGCAAAAAGGUGCUGGUUCUAAAUGGAGGCUACAGAGGAAAUGAAGCUACUCUAGAGUGCAUCAAUGAGAAGACAUUUUCAGCCACUAUACUCAUUGAAUCUGUAUUCUUCGUGCUGGAUAUGUGGUGGAUUUAUUGGAGCAGGUCCUGAGGGACCUCUGAAAGGCCGUCAAGUUGAAGGCAUACCCUACGAAGACAUUUCCAAGUUGGCCUGAGUUGGCUGAAAGCUAAUGGACACUGGGAAAUAUCCCGACUCAAGCCAUCUCAAACUAUGAACGUCACUGCAAUGCCAGUAGCUAGAUGUUGAUUGCUGGAGAACAGAGAGUCUGCCAGAAUAACUGCAGGCAUGCAUUUAGACAUCUUUUUCUCUCUGUCAGGUUCUCCACUACUUGACCAUGUGGAUACAUUGUCUUUGUAAAUAGAUUUGUAAAAAAAGAAGUGCAUACCUACUUGUACAGUGUAUUUUUAAUGUCCUCUAAAAAUGAGCAAAUUUU
This is a messenger RNA of Hemicordylus capensis (graceful crag lizard), 1794 nucleotides long. RefSeq names its product Kin17 DNA and RNA binding protein (gene KIN). Gene Ontology annotation, biological process: DNA replication; DNA damage response. Gene Ontology annotation, cellular component: nucleus. Gene Ontology annotation, molecular function: double-stranded DNA binding. The transcript is spliced from 14 exons. The record is from RefSeq and is a predicted model, not a curated record. Bases 150 to 1451 code for a protein of 433 amino acids. NCBI's taxonomy places the organism in Eukaryota, Metazoa, Chordata, Lepidosauria, Squamata, Cordylidae.